Molecule: messenger RNA, 2123 nt
Organism: Ipomoea nil (Japanese morning glory)
Lineage: Eukaryota; Viridiplantae; Streptophyta; Magnoliopsida; Solanales; Convolvulaceae
Exons: 12
Coding region: 491-1762 (423 amino acids)
Source: RefSeq, a predicted model, not a curated record
AACAAUCUUUCUACCCUUCAACUCUUUCCUAUCCUCAAAUUUUCUACCCUCAAAUUACCGGAAGUUAUCAACGUAGGAAUCACCAUCUCCACCUUGGAUCUGUGGAUCUCCCCAUAAAGUUUCAUCUUUGCUCUGCAUCUACCCAUUUCAAAAUUAUUUUUUGAGAUGAAUCUGCUUUCUAGGUGAAUCCCCUCCCUCUGCUGCCUCAGUGCCUCAGUGCAUUCUAAUCGUCGGCUAAAGAUUUAGAUUUCUUUUUCUUGCUCUUCUUUGUGGAUGCUUGGCUGGGUGCUGUAUCCAAAUCCAUAUCUGCAUCUCCAGUAGAGGCCGACCAAUGGGGGCUCGAAAGACAAGAUAUCUAAGUGCAGAAGAACACUUCAUAGCUCAUCAAUAUGUCUUACUAAAUUGUGAGGAGGUUCAACCUAUUUUAAGUUGUCAGGGGUUCAUAUUGUUUGGAAUCUAGACCUCAAGACUUGAGGUUGCAUCUAGUACAAUGGCAAAACAUGGAAAAUUUUCAAUUGAUGCUAAGGCUCGUACUAAAACAAAACAUAUGAGAAGAAGAAAGAAGAUAUCUAAGGGGAGAAAAUGUGAAGCUCAAGGUUUGGAACAUCAAGAUUUUGAGCUAUUGAGAAAUUCUGCAACUGCAUCUGCUUCAAAAGAACAAAAUGUUAAGCUAUUGAGAAAUUCUGCAACUGCAUCUGCUUCAAAAGAACAAAAUGUUAAGCAGCAUGAUAGGACCCUGAUGUCUCAGCAUAACAAUAAACGCAAGGGUAAAGGAAUUGCUCUUCCACAAUCUGAAGAACUCAUAUUGCAACCUCCAUCAAUGACUAUUUUAGAAGAAGAUCAUAUGCAAAUACAAAUGAUUCCUACGCCACCGAACAUUGUGCGACGAGAGUUACAUGAUACUGAUUCAGAGCGUACAAUAUCAACUGGUCCAAGCACAAGUAAUAGCUAUAUGGCAGGAGGACCAUCAAGGAGCAGUUCUGAACUAAGCAGUCGCAAUAAGACCUUUAUUCAUCCUAUUGGCAAUACAACAUUCGAACCUAGCAGUGUGCACACAAAUAUUAUGCCUUGCAUUAAUCGGAUAUUCCCAGAGGCAGUUAAUACUUUUAAAACUGCUCCUCAACAUCUUAAGGAUGUUUGGUUUAAUGAAUUCAAGAAACGACAUGAAUGGGAUCCUAAUGAUGAGGAUACUGUUCGGAUGAUAUUUGAGAAAAAGGCUGCUAAAUUGCUUGCUGACGCGUUAAGUGAUGUGCGCACAAGAUUGGCAUCAGGAAAUGGAGUACCAGGAUGGAUAUCUGAUCCUGUAUUGGCCCAAUACCAUGUCAUAUGGAACAGCAAUGAAUUCAAGAAGAUAAGUGAGAAGAAUAAGCGUAAUAGGAACUCAGAUUGUGGAGGAAUAGGUCCAUCAUUACACACUGCAGGUUCUAUCCCUAUCACCGAACAUAGAAGAAGACUAAAAGAAAAGCUUGGAAAGGAGCCUACUUAUACAGAACUAUUCAAUGCUACACACACACUUAAACGAGGAGGAUAUGUAUGCCGAAAAGCGCAGAAAGUAAUUGAAACAGUGACUGAAUUGAAGCAAAAACAACCUGAAAUGAUGGAAACAACAGUGUGGUUAAAGGCCACUGGUGGCGUGAGGAAAGGGGGGGUCCGUUUCAGGAUUUGGGUCGGAUACCCAACAUUACUUCCCGGAGGCUAUGAUACACCGGAAAUCAAAGAUCGGGCCAUCAACUUCACAUGCAUCUUGCGAGGCUCGAAUUAAGCAAUUAGAAUAUCAAAAUCAAGUAAUGCAUCAAAAGCAAAAGGAUAUGGAAGAGCAAUACCGUAGUAUAUGUGAGACUGUCAAAAAUAUGGAAUCAGCAUUUGCCAACUUUAGUGCACAUCUUAGUAGUCCUAACUUGGAUGGUAUUCGCAGUGACGAUGAUACACAGCCCCCCUCCGAUCAGUCCGAGGAUAAUACACUAUCCCCCACUCUAAUCAAGAUUAGAUAGUGUAGUAUUUGAAUGUUUUUAACAUGUAUUUUGGGUGGUGAAACAAUUGCUACAACCUUUUUUUUUUUUAAAGCACAAUUGCUACAACCUUAUUUAGCAUGUUUAGCUAAUAUUUUGACAAAUGUAUUUUUG